Messenger RNA from Paramuricea clavata, 3217 nucleotides. The record is from the annotation of a GenBank genome assembly. NCBI's taxonomy places the organism in Eukaryota, Metazoa, Cnidaria, Anthozoa, Malacalcyonacea, Plexauridae.
AUGGACAUCACAAAGGCGUUGAAGAAAUAUAUUCUUAUUUCUGGUAUUGGAUUUCUCCCCCUCGGUUUUGUUGUUAUUAUUUGCGAUUCUAUGACUCAUGCGGAAACAGAAGAUAGCUUGAAACCGCGACGGAGUGGAACCACAUUUUGGGUCGGAUUACCUGUAAGUUGAACGCAGAAAUAUAUGUGAGAUUGAUUUUUUAUAAAUAUUGAACAAUAAGUGUAGUUGUUUCUACGUUCGCAAGACGAUCACUUUUCCUCACAUUUCUUGUUUGAAAGAAAAUGGCAUGAUUGUAUUGGAUAACUUUCAGUACAAAAUCCCGGAUCUUCAUCCGUGCAAAUAUAAGAUUGCUAAAUAAUAAGUUAUUAUUUGACUACUAUAACUAUAGGAUUUGUUAGUAUUAUUUUCAAUGUUUAGUAUAAAUCUUCGUAAUAUAUCUUUAUUAACAAGCUUUUGUUGGGCCUUCGCUCGAAACGUCGAAAUUCUCCUUAAAAUUCUGUCGAAAUUCUCCUUGGUAGGGACCAACGAAAGCUUGUUAUUAUUGGUACUAUAUAGCUACCUACAUUGGCAGAGACGGUUCAAGAUUAGUAUUUUUUUACUUUGUUUUAGUACUUCGUGCUAGGAUUCUUCAUGAUAUAUCUUAGCAGGAAUCAGAAGAAAACGCAUGUAAGUCGAUAUAUAUUGUAUGAAUCACAUUGUCACUUUAUUUUUUAUCCUUAAUUCCAGGAUGUCCCCCCCCAAAAAGCAAAAGCUGGGUUCUAGAUUCUUAGUGAGCAUCGAAAAUUCUACGAUAUAAAUUUUGACACUAAAAGAUUAUUAAAAUUGGACUAUUUGUUUUAUUAAUGACCAGGAACUAGGCUUAAUUAACAUUUUUUAAUAAAAAUGUCGUUUUUAAUAAAAAAAGAUGUUAAGCCUUACAUUAAUAAUCUAAAAAGUCUAUUAAUAAUAACAUGAGGCUAAGAGAAAGUUGGUCUAGUAGAAACAAUGUUUUGGUUGUUUAAAAGAAAGUCUGGUUCACCAAUAGACAACUGAAAUCAUGCAUCAGCUAGGUUUGAUCAUCCCUUAUUUAAGCAGGGGUUAGACCAAUUUUAUUAUGUGUCAAAAUUCAUUUCGUAGAUUGAAUUUUCAUUGCCUACUAAUAAUUAUCUGUGUAAAAAUACGGAACACCGCCACUGAACUCUUUGGGCCACAGGUUUGUCAGUGUUCAGCUGUUAUGUGUCACCCUCAUCAAAUAAAGUUGUAUCUACCUGUGCAAAAUCACUUGCGUCGAGCUGUAUAUACUGUACAUCACCCCUAUAUUGUAUUUCCCGUCGAUAAGACAAGGUUACUUCUUUCACAAAUGAAUAUUUCUUCGAUCAGUUUAAUUUCAAACUUUUCUUUGCUUUUCAAUAGCUUUGCUAUCUCUGAACAUUCUGUUUGAUACACUUCUUUAAAUUUCUUGUGCCUUAUAUACGACCCCUUGUACUCAUUCCCCUCUUUUCCUUUCAUUUAUGUCCUGUCUCCUCCGCAAGCCCUCCACUAUGACGCAACGAGGGCCUGCAGAGGAGCCAGAUUUAUGUCCUCCACCACAUUGAACGAAAAUUUUCUCUAUUGUUUUAGGUAAAAGUAUGCAGAAUAGUGAGCAUACUCUGUUUUGUAUUAUCGAUGGUGGCUGUAGUGUUUGAAGGUCCUGAUUGGAAUUACUACGUCACAUAUAGCAACUACGUCUGUGAAAAAGGCAGUUCGAGUUAGUAUAAACAUUUGCGCACCAAGUAUACAGUUUUGUACUGCACGAAAGUUUCAGUGUAGUAUAUAGAGGGUUUGUACAUGACGUCACAACCGCCAACUUCGUUCCGAACUUCGCAAAUCCGUUGCCAAGUUCAAAAGUUCAUAAUGAAAUUCACAAACAGGUUUGUAAACUGGGCAUUUGAUUGGCUGGUUUGAUUUAAUAGCCAAUCAGAGGCUUUCUUUACAAACCUGUUUGUAAAUUUCACUAUGAACUUUUGAACUUGGCAACGAAUUUGCGAAGUUCGGAACGAAGUUCGGAACCUUACGAUGAAAAGUCAGCUGAAAUUGACUGUAAAAGAAUUUCAAUUAGACUCUUUUGUCUGGAACACCAACAUGACCGCCAUGGCUUUCGUUGAGUUGGUCCCUGGGGAAUUAGUGCAAACGCUCUAUACUACUUUGUGAAUAAUACUUUGUUCGGUAAAUAAAAAUAACUAGCUAAACGAACAGAUUUUUUGCAUUACUUACUAGUAACAAAUUUGUGCGAUACUCACUGACAGUAUUUCUCUUUCUGUCCAGGUACGUGUAAUAAAACUACAGGACUUUCAGCUCUUUUUGGAUCCAUCACAGUUGCAGCAAUUAUCGCUAUUUUACUCUGUAUCAGCAAUAUCCUCAUAUGCAACUGGCUGCUGUUCAGGGUAAUAUUUUUUUUAUUUUUCUCAAUAUGCAGUGACUUGUAGCGAUUAGCCAUGUGGCGAUUUUCUGUUGAACAGACCCUGCUGCUUAAUUUUACGCUCUUGUUUGAAGAUAAAGCAUUUCUCUCAAUCCAUUAGACAAAUAACUUAGUACCUGCUUGCAUUGUUCUUUUCAGAUGUCUGUGGAAACGCCUGAAAUGGAUUUCGAGAGACUUAAUCGAAAGCAACAAACGACAUCAACUCAGGUUACAGAAGACUCGGAGAAUAUUUUCAAAACACAAGGCUAUCACACUUGCUGGACCGACGAUAAAGAGACGAAACAACAGCCAUUAACGCCUGAAAAAGAAGCGAUUCAGGAAAAAAGCAACGAGGAUACCUUACCACUCUAGGGAUACAAUUAGAUUUUGUACAUAAAGAUGUUUGUGCAUAUGAGAACAUGAUCUUCUGAACGCAGAGUUAUAACUAAGGAUAUGUAGCUGUUUAAGUAUUACAGACUGUACAGUACGUUUAAAUAUGUUUUCUCCUAAACUGAUCAAAUGUUUCACACAUGAACAGUACUUGGAACACUGGUUUCAGUAUUCCAUGCAUCCUAUUUUAGUUAUUUUAUUCUUAUUAAAACUUAAUGGCUUUAUUUGAUAGCGCUCAUGAUGGUGCAUGAUAAUGCAUGAUCAGUGGUGAUGAUGAUCAUGAUGGUUAUGGUUGUGAUGAUGGUGUAUUGAUGGUAAUGAUAAUGCAUAAUCAGUGGUGAUGAUGAUCGCGAUGAUGGUUAUGAUUGUGAUAAUGGUGUAUUGAUGGUAAUGAUAAUGCAUGAUCAGUGG